AUGAGAUCCCAUGUUACUGGCUGUUUUGAAAGCUGCAGGGGCUUUGGAUGGCAGGGCUCGGAAAGUAUAAAUGGCCAGUUCCCGCUGUGCACCAGCAUCUCUGCUCCUUGGCUGCCAGCCCCUGCCCUGAGCUCAGUAAGACGGCGAUCCCGCGGCUCUGCCGGCGGCGGGAUGGCGUCUCCCAUGGAACAGGCCCUCGCGGUGCUGGUGGGCACCUUCCAGAAGUAUUCCGGCAAGGAGGGGGACAGGUACAAGCUCAGCAAGGCGGAGAUGAAGGAGCUGCUCCUCACGGAGCUGCCGAGCUUUGUCGGGGACCAGGUGGACGAAAGUGACCUGAAGAAGCUGAUGGGGAAUCUGGAUGCCAACGGGGACGAGGAGCUGGAUUUCCAGGAGUACGCGGUGUUCCUGGCCCUCACCGCCGAGCUGUGCAACGAGUUUUUCCGGGAGUGCGCCGACGAGAGGAACCGCAAGAUCUGA
Molecule: messenger RNA, 477 nt
Organism: Emys orbicularis (European pond turtle)
Lineage: Eukaryota; Metazoa; Chordata; Testudines; Emydidae
Product: protein S100-A2-like
Exons: 4
Coding region: 1-477 (158 amino acids)
Molecular function (GO): transition metal ion binding; calcium-dependent protein binding; calcium ion binding
Source: RefSeq, a predicted model, not a curated record